GACCGGGCACGAGUCAGCUGACGCGCAAGGGUUUGAAGCGGCGCCGCGAGGGAGCGAGACCGCAGUGACAGCGGCGGGCGCUGGUGCCCUGGCUGCUCCGCCGCGCCCGCCGGCGUCCGGCGCUCCCCGCCCCGGGAUGGCAGCCCCCGGGGGCUGGGGUGGCUCAGAGGCCGAGCACCUCCCGACCGCCAGCCCCGGGUAUGGGACCCAGGCGGGGGCUUCGCCGGCCCCUCCGGCCCCUCUGGAAGAAGAAGACCUCCGCCGCCGUCUCAAGUACUUCUUUAUGAGUCCCUGUGACAAGUUUCGGGCCAAGGGCCGCAAGCCCUUUAAGCUGAUGCUGCAAGUGGUUAAGAUCUUGGUAGUCACUGUCCAGCUCAUCCUUUUUGGGCUCAGCAACCAGCUGGUAGUGACAUUCCGCGAGGAGAACACCAUUGCCUUCCGCCACCUCUUCCUUCUGGGCUACUCCGAUGGGGCAGAUGACACCUUCGCCGCCUAUACGCGGGAGCAGCUCUACCAGGCUAUCUUCUAUGCUGUGGACCAGUACCUGAUGCUCCCUAAUGUGUCGCUGGGCCACUACGCAUAUGUACGGGGCGGGGGCAGCCCCUGGGCCAAUGGCUCAGCCCUGGCCCUCUGCCAGCGGUACUACCACCGCGGCCACGUGGACCCAGCCAAUGACACCUUUGACAUCGACCCAAUGGUUGUCACUGAUUGCAUCCGGGUGGACCCCCCUGAGAGACCCUUUGUGCCCCCCAGUGAUGACUUCUCUCUCUCGGACGGCAGCGCCAGUUACAAGAACCUCACGCUCAAAUUCCACAAGCUGAUCAACGUCACCAUCCACUUCCAGCUGAAGACCAUCAACCUUCAAAGCCUGAUCAACAAUGAGAUCCCCGACUGCUACACCUUCAGCAUCCUGAUCACGUUUGACAAUAAGGCAUUCAGCGGACGUGUCCCCAUCAGCCUGGAGACCCAGGUCCACAUCCAGGAGUGUAAGCACCCCAGUGUCUUCAGGCAUGGAGACAACAGCUUCCGGCUCCUGUUUGACGUGGUGGUGAUCCUCACCUGCUCCUUCUCCUUCCUGCUGUGUGCCCGCUCCCUGCUCCGUGGCUUCCUGCUGCAGAACGAGUUUGUGGGGUUCAUGUGGCGGCAGCGGGGACGGGCCAUCAGCCUGUGGGAGCGGCUGGAAUUUGUUAACGGCUGGUACAUCCUGCUGGUCACCAGCGAUGUGCUCACCAUCUCGGGCACCAUCAUGAAGAUCGGCAUUGAAGCUAAGAACUUGGCCAGCUACGAUGUCUGCAGCAUCCUCCUGGGCACCUCGACGCUGCUGGUCUGGGUCGGUGUCAUCCGCUACCUGACCUUCUUCCACAAGUACAACAUCCUCAUUGCCACGCUGCGGGUGGCCCUGCCCAGCGUCAUGCGCUUCUGCUGCUGUGUGGCUGUCAUCUACCUGGGCUACUGCUUCUGCGGCUGGAUCGUGCUGGGGCCCUACCACGUGAAGUUCCGCUCGCUGUCCAUGGUGUCGGAGUGCCUGUUCUCGCUCAUCAAUGGGGAUGACAUGUUUGUGACGUUUGCGGCGAUGCAGACGCAGCAGGGCCGCAGCAGCCUCGUCUGGCUCUUCUCCCAGAUCUACCUUUACUCCUUCAUCAGCCUCUUCAUCUACAUGGUGUUGAGCCUCUUCAUCGCGCUCAUCACCGGUGCCUAUGACGCCAUCAAGCACCCCGGCAGCACGGGCGUGGAGCCCAGCGAGCUGCAGGCCUACAUCGCGCAGUGCCAGGACAGCCCCACCUCCGGCAAGUUCCGCCGCGGGAGCGGCUCGGCCUGCAGCCUGUGCUGCUGCGGCCGGAGCAGGAGCAGGGACGCCUCGGAGGAGCGACCGCUGCUGGUGAACUGACCCGGACCCGGACCGGGACCGCGGAGAGCCGGGCUGGCCAUUCUUAGGGUUGGCGUUUAGGACUGGCUCUCGCACCCUGUGCAGGCGUGGGCCACCGGGUCGGACAAGCGUAGGGUGGAUGUUAAAUAAAAAAGGAAAAUACA
Myotis lucifugus (little brown bat) is the source of this 2031-nucleotide messenger RNA. It is a transcript of the gene MCOLN1, whose product is annotated as mucolipin 1. Bases 137 to 1888 code for a protein of 583 amino acids. The record is from RefSeq and is a predicted model, not a curated record. Lineage: Eukaryota; Metazoa; Chordata; Mammalia; Chiroptera; Vespertilionidae. The transcript is spliced from 14 exons. Gene Ontology annotation, molecular function: NAADP-sensitive calcium-release channel activity. Gene Ontology annotation, cellular component: lysosomal membrane; plasma membrane.